CUGCAAUGUCUCGCUCACUCAGCCCCGUCUUUAAAUUAGCCAGCCUAUCCCGGCAACAAAUCUCAUCGCCAUCAUCCCUAGCUGCACUGCGCAGGGCACCAACAAGUCUAAGAAUGAGUUCCACCGCAGCAACAGCAGCAGCACCCCAAGCACAAUCCAACUACAAGAUUGUCGAGAAGGUGGAAAACUUCGAAAAAACGCAAGCCAGCCGGCCAGACUUCAACCACUCGGCGCCCAUCGAGGUGACCAAAUCGCCCGAUCCAAAGUGGCAAUAUGGCGACGGCGUGAACGACCAGAACGCAAGUCUCAACAAAACCCAUCGCCAGAUCGAUCCCUACGCGCCAGACCGCGCGACGGUGCAUAACUACCGCCUGCUCAUCUCAGGCGUUGCACCUCGCCCGGUGGGGUUCCUGAGCACCGUGUCCGGCGACGGCAAGACCAAGAACCUCUCCCCCUUCAGCUACUUCCAAGUAAUAGACCACGACCCGCCGAUGUUCAUUGUCGGGUUCUCGUCGCGCCCGGGCCGCGUCAAGGACACGUACCGCAAUCUGAAAGAGACAGGCGAGUGCGUGAUCAACACGGUAUCAGAGAAGAUGAUCGAGGCCGUGAACGCGUCGUCGAUCGAUGCGCCGUACGGGGUGUCGGAAUGGGACGUGUCGGGACUUCACGAAGCGCCCUCGUCGACCGUCAAGGCGUCGCGGGUCCAGGAGUCCGUGUUCUCAGUCGAGGGCAAGGUGGUGGAUAUCAAGGAGUUCGAAGACCACGUGCAGCCCGGGAUGAGCAUUGCCUCGUUGGUGCUGAUCAAGGCGACGAGGUUCUGGGUGCAGGAAGACGCGGUCAACGAGGAGGGCAGUCAUAUUGAUCUGGAGAAGCUGCGUCCGCUGGGCCAGUUGGGCGGGAUGUCGUAUGGCCGGGUCUCAUCGACGUUUGAGCUGCCGCGGAAGCGGUGGCAGGAUGAUCAGCCGAAUAGCGAGCUGUUGACGAGGUUGGAGGCAUCUAAGCCUGAGUAGAUCGAUAUCUGAUACUUCCUAGAGCAUGCACGG
Molecule: messenger RNA, 1043 nt
Organism: Aspergillus steynii IBT 23096
Lineage: Eukaryota; Fungi; Ascomycota; Eurotiomycetes; Eurotiales; Aspergillaceae
Product: flavin reductase family protein
Exons: 2
Coding region: 6-1010 (334 amino acids)
Molecular function (GO): FMN binding
Source: RefSeq, a predicted model, not a curated record